AUGAAGUUUAUAACUAUUGGCGCCAAGGCCAGCUGGCUGAACACGCUGAACCUGCGCACCACGGGCCGGGCCGAUGCCAGUACAGGCCGGGCCGAUGCCACUGCGGGCGACACCGAGCUGCCGGGCCCUGCGGCGGGCGGGCGGGCGGGCGCGAGGACCCCGGUCUGGGCGCCCGGCCCCGCGGCCUCGGAGCUGCCGGCUGAGCGCACGGCCCGGGGGCGACCCGGGGUCGGCGUGGCCGCGGUGGGGCGCGCGCGCUGCGGCCGGGGCCUGGCGCUGGGCUGCGCGCUGGCGGCGCUGGGCCUGGCCUCGCUGGCGCUGGCCCGCCGCGCGCUGCGGCACCUGCUGCGCUGGGCCGAGGGCCUGCCGCCGCCGCUGGGCCCGCUGCUCUUCGCGCUGGGCUUCGUGGCGGUGUCCUUCCCCUGCGCCUGGGGCUACCUGGCGCUCAGCGUGGCCGCCGGCUACCUGUACGGCUUCGCGCCGGGCCUGGCGCUCGUGGCGGCGGGCGCGCUGCUCGGCACCGGCCUGGCGCACGUGGUCUGCCGGCGGCUGCUGGCGGCGCGCGUGGCUGCCCGGGUGCGAGGCAGCGAGCGGCUCAGCGCCGUCGUGCGCGUGGUGCAGGGCGCCGGCGGCCUCAAGGUGGUGGCGCUGGCCCGGCUGACGCCCAUCCCGUUCGGGCUGCAGAACGCGGUGUUCUCGAUGACCGAGCUCCCCUUACCCAGCUACCUGCUGGCGUCCUCGGCAGGGCUGCUGCCCACCCAGCUCCUGAACUCCUACCUGGGCACCACUCUGCGGACCAUGGAAGAUGUCAUUGCCGAGCAGACGGUGAGCGGAUAUGUGGUGUUUUGUUUACAGGUUGUCGUCAGCGUCGGCCUCAUGUUCUACGUGGUCCAUCGAGCGCAAGGGGAGCUGAAGGCGGCGCUGGUCGCCUGUGAGGUGGAGCUGGAAGCUCCGCUGGUGAGCGGUGGGCAGCCGGACGGCGGCGUCGACGUCGUGUGACCCCCCUAAGCGGGGCCCCCUGAGCACAUGCUUGUCAGGAGCCUGGUGCUGUCUGGGUGUCGUCCCCCCCGCCCCGGGCAGAGCCAGGCCGAAGGUCAUGGCACAAACAGAAGGACUGGUUUCAACGGCUCUGCUUCUCCGCGGCGGGAAUCUGUGCGCGGCCAGUGGCCGGGUCGGGCUGCACGGUGACCCGUCACCCCGCGGAGCCUUCGGUCUGCGCUUUUGUGGUGUCUUCUCUCCGGGACUGAGCAGGAAGGACCCAGCGUGUGCUGGUCGGCCCUGUUUAGGAAGCCCGGGAGCGGUCUGCGUCUGUCCUGCUCGCAGGGCAGUCAGCGGCGCCGUUCUCCGUGUGCGUGCCCUUUUCAGAAAGGGGGAGCGGAGGUGGUUUGUUGGGUUUUGUUGUGAGCGGGGCCACCUGCUUCCCAGUCUCUUCGUGGUUAGAGGCAGACGCUGACUCUGGGCUGACCGUGUCCCGCCAGCAGCGCCGUGGCGUGUGUGCCGGUCACGCGCGGGGUCCCCGUCGAGGCUGAAGUGCUCUUACCACCCCGGGCGGCGCCGGAGCCAGAGGCUGACGGGUCAGCGCCGACCGGGGGUCGCUGUGCGCUCCCACUCCUCCGAGGCUCCUCCUCCAAGGCCGUCGCGCGCAGUUUACCCAACCAUUUCAUUAAACACUUCCUUUUUAUAGUCAUCCUUAGGUUUUGAAAUAAAAAUGAUUUCCCUUUAAAAUGGUGGGCUUGCCGUCAUUGAAGAUGUCACUCAGGUGGCCUUAUUGAAUCAAAACGCCUUUUUUUAAAAACAAGCUUUAAACCGUGUGUGUGAUUCCACUGUGGUGGUCAUUGUCUGCAGCUUUAAGACCGUAAAUACGAGGUGAAGGUAGCCCAGCCGUGUGCCAUGGCCUGCUGCCGAGCAGGCUUGCUCUGCUUCCCCGUGGCUUCUCUCUGAUCAGACUCAGGGCCCUGAACUGUGGACGGUGCUGUGAGCCCUCGCGGUGCCGCGCCCGAGCUCCCUGGGCUCAGGGCCCGUGCCCUCACGCACCACCUGACUUCUGUAGUUUAGUUUGUGAAUUUAAAGAGUCGGUAUUGUGGUUUCUUUUCCUUUUUACAACCAAGAUUACAGGUGGGAUCCAGGUUUUCUGGUUUGCAUCUCGGUUUGGCAAGAAGAUUCCAACCCAGAGACUCCCACUUGCCUGGCCAUUGGCUGGAGACGGGGGAAGUGUCUUCAGAAGCAGAGGCGUCCUGUCCUGCGCUGAGCGUGCUCAGUGGUAAGUUCUCUGUGCGAGGGCAGGCGCGGCGUUCUUCCUUCCUCCCAGCACCUCGCGCUCUCGCCUGCAAGGAACGGGGCUCGGCAUCUGCCCGGGGCCUCAGCGCAGCCAGCGGGCACGCGGGCAGCCUCCACAUCGUCUAUCGAUAGAGAAAAUGCGUAGAUUGGAAUAUUCUUAUUCUUUUUUGAAUCCUAAUUACUUGUUUAGUUCUCUGUUUUGUUUGUUUUUAGUGAUUUUACAAUGAGCAAUACACUUGGUCCAUGUCUAACUUGACUUUCCUUGUGCUCCUCGUCGGUUGGUUUGCUGAAGGAACCAUUCAUUGAAGGUCAUUGCUCUCACACUGUGCACUUGCUGUAUUUUGAAGUGCAUUUAUUUACUUAGCAUCUCAUAACUUGAAUAAUUUCCCCAAACAUAAACCUUUUGGUAGUUCGUAACCAGCUCUUCCAACUGUUGCUUGGCACCUCGAAUAAACAUGUCAAGGUGAACAAGAAGUGAUUCUCUGUAUGCUGCCAAUCAUUUUAUAUAAUAAA
Molecule: messenger RNA, 2790 nt
Organism: Eptesicus fuscus (big brown bat)
Lineage: Eukaryota; Metazoa; Chordata; Mammalia; Chiroptera; Vespertilionidae
Gene: TMEM64
Product: transmembrane protein 64
Exons: 5
Coding region: 1-999 (332 amino acids)
Source: RefSeq, a predicted model, not a curated record